Acanthaster planci (crown-of-thorns starfish) is the source of this 5618-nucleotide messenger RNA. RefSeq lists its product as uncharacterized. The record is from RefSeq and is a predicted model, not a curated record. Gene Ontology annotation, molecular function: protein binding. NCBI's taxonomy places the organism in Eukaryota, Metazoa, Echinodermata, Asteroidea, Valvatida, Acanthasteridae.
UGUCCUCCUUGGAUUGGGUUCAUUAGCAUAACAACAGAUCCUGUCCCCUGCUGGAACCUUUGCAGCUUUCCCUUUUUGGGUUCACAGUGUGGGGCCAACCCGAUGGAAUUCACCCACCAUUGAUAUGCAAACGCUGCCUACCCUACCAUGGGUCCUGGCUUUUGUGUGCCCAAAGCCAAUGGGGUACUGAAAAGGGGGACCUUGUUGACAAUGGGGGUGGCUUUAUUUUUUUCUCAGCGGAAAAACUGCAGGCAGUGAGCUGCGUACAUGCAUCCUGUUGCACAAUGACGGACUGAUGAUCUGAUGCCUGCACAGGCCAGCGAUAUUCAUGAGGACGGGUCUAAAGAGGACCAUGCUCUCGUAGUGAAAGUUCGGAGAAAUAUUUUUUCUUAGAGACGGACGGUAUUUCACCGCUGGCGUCACAUCUCCCUGACAGGAAAUACAUUGGUCGGGCCGUCUGUCUUGAGAUUUAGUCCAAUAAAACUGGCUGGUUAUAUACACAUGUACUCUCAACACUGAACUGGUGCAUGAUAACAAGACCUGUGGAUUGGGUAUCAAAGAACAAUGUUGUAUCAAUUCUGCUGUGAGGACGCAUCACCAUGGCUCCCAAACAUGCAUUUCUUCAGAUGUUGCUACUGAUUGGAGUGUACAUCCAACUUCCACCGUGCUCUGCACAGAUCCCCACCAUAUCCAACAGACGCACCACUACGCCGACCCCUGCCAUGACCACUCCGCAAGUCCCAACAACUCCUAAUGUCCCACAAAUGGAGACAAGCCCUGCCACGCAACCCAUGCCAGUUACCUCAAUGCAGUCCAGCCCAAACCCGGCAACGGCACCGAGUGCUACGACACUAGCUUCGCCAGACCCCUCUACACAAGCAAGAACGGAACCCCCAACGCAGCCUGCCCCAACAAUGGCCCCAACCGCGCAGCCACCAACAACCCAAACAAUGCCACCGACCGUGCCUCCUACAAUACCGCCAACAGAACCCCCACCGCCACCGUGCCCAAGCAGGUGCACGUGCAGCAUGGCAGCACGUACUGUGACCUGCGAGCAAAAAGGUCUGACAGGUAUUCCCCCCGACCUCCCAGAGUACACCCAGACACUAUACCUCAGCAAGAACACCUUCAACAUUCUGCCACGGGGUGCCUUCGGCCACCUACCCAAUCUGAUCAACCUCCACCUGGUCUCCUGUGGGAUUCUGUCCAUAGCGGACGGGGCUUUUAAUGGCCUGCACCACCUCCGAGUCCUGAACUUGAGAAACAACCAGCUCACCUCGGUCGACCUGGUCCUUGGGGGGAUGCCAGAGCUUGAAACCCUUGACCUUGAGCACAACCGGUUGAGCGCGUUGUCCGAGAAUGUGCUCAACAAUCUCCCCAAUCUCCGCACCCUGCACAUCGGAAGCAACAUGGGCCUCCGUGAUAUCAGCAUUGGAGCUUUCGACUCGAAUCCCAUGCUCAGGAGUCUAAGUAUCUCCUACUGUGCUCUCAGCCGGCUAGACCCGAUGAUGUUUCGGAACUUGACACUGCUGGAAACCUUGACCUUGUCGGGGAAUCCGAUCUCCCAGAUUCCAUCUGGCGCCUUCCAGCACCUGUCUUCCCUGCAGGAGCUUCUGCUGUCCAACAUGGAACUCUCAAGUCUCAGCGAUACUGCCUUCCAAGGCCUCUUGCAGUUGAGGAUCCUGAACCUGGCCAACAACCGUCUGACCAAUUUAGACAUUCCCACAUUGACGCCCCUGACUCUACUGACAACUCUGGUCCUGGCCCAGAACCCCUGGAACUGCGGUUGCAGCAUGGGCAACUUUAUCAACUGGCUCAAAAACACCUCUCUCCACCAGAUUGAUUACUAUACAACGCAGUGGAAAUGCUACACCCCUGAGUCCCUGCAAGAAAGGCUGGCUUACACAAUCCCACAAGAGGAUUUUGCCUGUAUACCCAUAUUCACCCUCACGCCAGACAGCAGAGUCAUCAGCUACCAUGAUUUCACUGUCUUCCAGUGCACUGCACGAGGUGAUCCCACUCCUGAAAUUGAAUGGUACCAGCCAGAUAACUCCAAGGUCUCCACCACAAGCAACGCCGAGAAUGUGUACACCAGUGAUGACGGUACAGUCCUCAUCAUCCAAAGGCCAGAAGCAGUCAACAGCGGAAGAUAUAACUGCACAGCUAGAAAUAGCAACGGUGCUUCAUCCAAAACAUUCUCUCUAACUGUGACAGGUAUACCGACAACCCCUGGUCCGACAACCACAGGCGAGCCAACCUCCGUAACCACUGGGCUACCCCCGUGCACCUUCGCAUCCAUUCAGGUGAAGGUGGGCGAGAUCACAGACACUACCAUUAAGAUGGAGUGGACAGGCUACAAUGACCCUUACCUCAAAGGCUACAUCAUACAGACCACAGAGUUUGGGUCAUCCCAGUCCACCAUCAAGCUGGCUGGGGAAGCAGACAUGUCAUUUGUGGUGACUGAUCUCACCGCCGGAACAAACUAUGUCGUCUGCGUAACUGUUUUCCUGGAGAUGUGCCCAAGCUACACCACCUAUGAUCAGUGCGAGCAAGUGACAACUGGUGGAAAGACUGAUGAUGGCAUUGCAGCGCUGGUGACCAAGCACCGUAACGAGAUUAUCGGCACGGCCCUGGCCACAUUCUUUGGCACCCUGUUUAUCCUGGCCUCCAUUUUUGUCAUCCUGUGGCAGUAUCGCAAGCCCAAGUCCUUCACCGGGUACGACUUCAAGACCACACAGGACACGGUGCAGUUUGCUGACUUGGAGAUAGGUGAGAGCAGCACAGGACAGAUCUCAAACCAGCAUAUAAGGUACACUGGUUCCCUCACCUAUGAUAACCGAGGGGCGGUGCUACCAGAUGAGGAUGAACAGUUGAACAGGAAGCAGCAGGUCCCAACCAAAAGCCACGAGGCUGAAGUGUACUCCAUUCCACCUGAUGCUCUUUACUCCAUCCCGGAGACCAAGGGGAAGAGCAAGGGGAAAGGGAAAGGGAAAGGAAAGAGGGGCUCCCAGGCACCGCUCAUUGAGAUACCGCUGGACCAGUGGGAUGAGAACAAGAGAAGCAGUGACUACAUGGUGCCCACCACACCCACCAACGAUGCAGACGCACCUGUCUUGGAGGCCAAGCUGGUGGACCAGGACAUCAAUGAUGGGCCAGAUGUUGGGGAGUUUGGCCACCUCUACGAGGAGCUCGACAGUCCCAAGUGUGACUGCGACCCUGUCAUCAACGGAAUCAUCGAGAGCAACGGACACAUGCCUAAUCAUGAUCACUCGGUGACAAACGGACCCAAUUCCGGCAAAGUCCGAUUCAGUCUGCCAGAGGAUGAGGGCAAGACGCCAGUAGCUAAUGGCAGUUUGACCAAACAAGACAUACUGAAAGUGUAGAUACAAACAACGAAAAAAAAGGAGAGACUAACGCCAGUACAUAAUGAGCACACAGUGCAUGUCUGAAUAUUUGAAUACUUUCAUCACAACACAUGUACAUGAGGCAGUUCUCAGAGACAGACCUAUUGAACCCCCUUUGUAUAGGUAUGGUCAUACUCAAAACUGUCCACGCGUAUACACUGUAUUAAAUGAAGCAAGCACAUGGGUGAUUUUUCCAAACCCGAGGUUCAUUUCUGGUCUUCAGUGGUAGAAUUUAGUCUCUUCAGUGCUAGACUCUCCAGCACAUGAGACAUGAGACUCUCCAGCCCAAUGCGCUUGGGUCAUUUAUACUGGCACUAGAAGCAAACAGUUUGAAAUGAUGGUGGAGGCGCAAAGGAAGACGGAGUGGGAGAGGAAGUCAGGAAGAAGGAAACCGGCCAGAUAUUAUGCACAACAAGUCUCUCAGUGGGGAAAAAAAGACAUCAUUAAGAGAGGAUGCUUGAGGAACCAUCAACCUAUUUUUCCCCACACACACCUGCAUUUCUCUUUCAACAAAAAUGUUGCAGGGUUUAUGAACAUUAAGUUGAAAACUAGCAGCAAUCACACUGAGACGGUGCUGUUUGCACUGGCCAAAACAGAGCAUGUCCGAUUCUCCCAAACAGGGUAACAGAGCGUGUGCUUUGGAGUUCAUGCAGGGUGUCAACAUUUAUUCCAAAGGGGUUCUUUUUCACAUCUUGGGUACAUGUUCAUCUGUUUCUGCUCCACUUAACCCGACUUUGGGGGGUUUCCUUUAACCAAAAAGGUCAUAUUUUGCCAUAAAAACAUGCACAGACCUGUGUGCUAUCAACCCAAUGGUGGCAGUAUGUCAUGCAGAUAGAUCAUUACACUAGCGGUUCGGAUGUCAAAGCUUGAAACAAAUGUGACAUGAAAUUUGAGAACCCUAACUGCGUUUUACGUCUGUUCAACAAGAUGUGUUACCGUAAUUUUUAAAUAUACACUGUGUAAUCAAACAAUGGGUAACAUAUUACACAACUUACAUGUACGUUGAGAAUGUAGCUUUUGAUGCUGGGCUGGUUCUAGAAAAAUGUGCAAACUGUAGCCAACAAAUAACUUAGUUCAAUUCUACAGUUGUUUUGAAACUUUGUGUUAUUAUCAAGAAAAAGGAUAACAUACAUCUUUGUGAUCAUUUGAAAACUUUUUUGUUUAACAGAGCCAUAUUGUUUAAUGUUUUGUAUUGCUGUACAAAAUUCUUUUCAUUUUUUUUUUAUUGGGGAUAUAUUCUGUGUCAAUUUUCAUCCUAUUUAGUAAGUUCCCAGUUCUUUAGAAGGCACUGUGAUAGAUCUGUAAAUAAGCUUAUGAUGAAGUGUAUUAUUUCUCGGGUUUUGUAAUGUAAGAAAUCAUAAACAAGUGUUAAGGUUUUAAAUUCUGUAUAAACAUGUACAUGUACGUUUUGUACCGAUACCAUAUUUUUGCACAUGUACAAAUGUUGAGCUGCAUGUAUCCUUAUGAGCCAGCAGAAUCUUGUUUAGAUCUAGCAAAUUGCAUAGAUCAUUAUGUCGUUUUCUUUAAAUGCUUAUGUGCUCGAGUUUCAAAUUUCAAUUGUACGGAAUUUGUGCAGGCAUGAAAAUUCCAACCAAAAAUGAUUUCCAGAUUUAAUGUGCCCUAUCGUCAGUCUUUGUACUUUCAAUCUGUCAUUUCACUGCGCAAGUACUCACGCCCAAAUAAUACGUGCAGUUGAAACUGCAAUUGUGCCAUCAAUCUGAAUUGAAUCUAGAACUGCGGCUGCGUUUGUUUCCCGCAGACCCGUCGUUGGUUUACAGACACCAAAUCUUGCCAAAUGGGUGGUGCGAACCAGUGCAUAGAUCGCUGGUCGUGAUCCAGAUCGGUGUGAAACAAACAGGCCCGGAGAGGGGUGCAUUUUGAUGGAGAACACUCGCAUUUGUUCUGGGAUAAAUGAAGCCAUAAGCCCUGUUAUUUCACACUGCUUACGAGGUGAUCAAACUCAAAGUCCAAGGUGGGUUUUCAAACACUGGACAACAUUUGGAAUAAAUUAACAUGUAGUGGGAUGGGGUGAGGGGAAGUUGCGAAGGGGCGUUGGUAAAAACGAGAGGGAGCAUUCGGAAAGAUUAUAACAGCCUGUAAAUUUUAAACACUUCAAAAUGCGUAGAGCGCAUGCUGUUCGUUACUUCACCUUAUCCUUAAGAGUUAUUUGAAUGGUAAAUUGCAAAAUAAAAGCUAGCGCAUAAGCUCAUAUAA